Molecule: messenger RNA, 968 nt
Organism: Calypte anna (Anna's hummingbird)
Lineage: Eukaryota; Metazoa; Chordata; Aves; Apodiformes; Trochilidae
Gene: TYW3
Product: tRNA-yW synthesizing protein 3 homolog
Exons: 6
Coding region: 43-816 (257 amino acids)
Biological process (GO): tRNA methylation
Cellular component (GO): cytoplasm
Molecular function (GO): tRNA methyltransferase activity
Source: RefSeq, a predicted model, not a curated record
CUGGCGGGCCGCCGUCGGGCUGGCGGGUGCCGGAGCCCCGGCAUGGCGGCGUUCGGCCCGCGGAAGGCCCAGCGGCUGGCGCGGGCGGACGGCAGCAGGAAGGGCGGCCUGGACGAGCGGGCCGCCCCCGUCGUGCGGCUCCUCAACGGGCAGUCCCGGUUCUGCACCACCAGCUCCUGCUCGGGCCGCCUGGUCCUAGUGCAGGGCCGCGCCGUGGAUGGAGACAGCUUUGAGAUCCAGAAGAAGGACUGCAGCUGGCUGCUGGUGACACACGAGCCCUGCUCCGGGAGCGAAGUGAUGACAGCAUUAGAGAAAGCCACUGGUGAUGUUGUGCUCAAGUUUGAACCAUUUGUUCUUCAUGUGCUGUGUCAAGAGCUGCAAGAUGCACAGCUUCUGCAUUCUGUAGCUGUCAAUUCUGGCUUCAGGAACUCUGGUAUUACAGUUGGCAAAGGAGGAAAAAUUAUGGUGGCUGUCCGGAGCACUCACUGCUUAGAAGUUCCAUUGAGCCACAGGGGUAAAUUGAUGGUCUCUGAAGAAUACAUUGAAUUUCUGAUACAUGUAGCUAAUCAGAAAAUGGAAGAAAACAUAAGGAGAAUUGACAGGUUCUUCAAAUGCUUAGAGUUGGCUUUGAAAAAUUCUGCCAGUACAAACAGCUCUCUUGAGAAGACAGAGAAGCAUUGCCCUGUGUACUUGCACAGAAGAAAGAGAAAAAACAUUCAAGGGUUGCACACCCCUCCAAGGGGACCCAACGAGGAACUGGAGCCUGAGGAUGAUGUGGAAACCAGCCUGGAUAUUUUUGCUGAGAUCAUGAUAUAGACAAAGGCAUUUGAAAGCAAAUUACAAACUGAAUAAUAAUUGUAAUGCUCUUUGUAAGAGAUUUAAAUACUGCUCUGUUCUAAGUAGUAACAUUCUCAUGGACAUUUGCCAGAAAAUAAGGCAAUUAAACAGGUUUAGUGCCACAGUAGCAC